Messenger RNA from Zychaea mexicana, 339 nucleotides. RefSeq lists its product as uncharacterized. Lineage: Eukaryota; Fungi; Mucoromycota; Mucoromycetes; Mucorales; Lichtheimiaceae. Bases 1 to 339 code for a protein of 112 amino acids. The record is from RefSeq and is a predicted model, not a curated record. The transcript has a single exon.
AUGAAUCCUUAUAUGAACAAUUUUAUUUUCUAUCCACCAAUGUCAGCAUCAGCAAUACCUGAAGCUCCUGCUGGCGCUGCUGGACCAGCAGGGGCCCCCAACGGAGCACAGCCUGCGGGUAUGGCGAUGGUUCCAGGACUUAUUCAAGCGGGUUCUCCUACUCCAGCAAGCGGUCCACCACCACAGACUGCUCCUCCGGGAGCCGAUGCUGGCCCGCCACCAGAAGCUCCAAAACCUCCACCACCAAAAUACGUUCAAGGCAAACCACGAUGGACCCGACCAAGAGAACCGGGUGCAGAAGGAGCUCAAGUCAAGCAUAUGCAAUGUAUUAUUUCGUAA